AACUACGUCCUUACGCGUGCCCGUCGUCUGCAACAAUUGGAGGAUAGCUUUCUGAUACCAGAAAAUAGGUUCAUGAGUGAGGGCGAAAAGGAGAGACAGAGGCAAGAGUUGAUCUUGGAAGAGAGUCGCCUGUUGAGAGAGAAGAGAGCAAAAGUGGAUGUCAAAGCAUUUGAAAUGGGUCGGGUAAUUGGACAUGGUGCUUUCGGGGUGGUGAGGAUUGCUAGGGAAAGAAGGUCGGGGAGGUUGGUAGCUAUGAAACAGCUACGAAAGGCCGAUAUGCUACGAAAAAACCAAGAAGCCCAUCUCCGAGCCGAGAAAGAUCUCCUGGCAGCAGCCGCUUCUCAAUCCCUCCCCACAUCUUCCAACUCUUCCACUUCCUGGAUUGUCCGAUUAUAUUAUGCAUUCCAAGAUACCGACCAUCUUUACCUUGUGUUCGAAUAUAUGGGUGGUGGUGACCUUCUCAAUCUCCUCGUUCAACUCGAUACCUUUCCAGAAUCCAUGACCCGGUUCUACAUCGCGGAGAUGAUCCUCGCAUUGGAAGAAACACAUAAUCUCGGUUAUAUCCAUAGAGACAUUAAACCUGACAACUUCUUGUUCACUCCCGAUGGACAUAUCAGAGUGAGCGAUUUCGGACUAGCGACGGAUUUACACUGGGCGCAUGAGAGUGGAUAUUAUGAACAACAGAGAGAGGCUUUGUUGAAGAAACACGGAGUGGAUCUGGAGUAUCCCACCAUGGGAAAAGGAAGGAGGAUGAGGAGAGAAGAGGUUGAGAGGGUGUUGGGGAAAGAAUGGUUGACGGAAGGGAAGGGGGUUUUAACUUGGAGAGACAGGAACAGGAGGAGAUUGGCAUAUUCCGUUUGCGGGACAAAUUCUUAUAUGGCUCCUGAAGUCAUACGUGGUCAAGGGUACGGAUUCAGCUGUGAUUGGUGGAGUCUUGGAGUGAUCAUGUAUGAAAGUUUGUAUGGAUAUCCCCCGUUUUACUGCGUCAAAGCUAACUUUGACAGCCUGAACUGGAGAACAACCCUCAAAUUCCCUCCUCAUCCACGUCUCUCCCCCGAUUGUCUAGACCUGAUGACAAAACUUCUCUGCGAACCCGAAGACCGACUCGGAGGUGGGUUGGGUCUGGGGAGCGAUGGGGCGGAUAGGAUAAAGGGACAUGCUUGGUUCAGGGGGAUCGAUUGGGAUCACAUCGGAGAACAAACCCCGCCUUACCAGCCCGACCUCGCUGCAGAGGACGACACUAGACACUUUGAUGAAGAUAUACCGGAUGAAGUGAGUUGUACCCCAGUUUCAGUCGAUCCCUCAUCCUUUCUGGACAGAUCCCGCUUCCCCAAGAGACAUCUUGCCCACGGGCCGACAUCUCGUCAAUGCGGACAAGGUUGGAUCCGAUAG
Molecule: messenger RNA, 1392 nt
Organism: Tremella mesenterica DSM 1558
Lineage: Eukaryota; Fungi; Basidiomycota; Tremellomycetes; Tremellales; Tremellaceae
Exons: 8
Biological process (GO): intracellular signal transduction; peptidyl-serine phosphorylation
Molecular function (GO): protein serine/threonine kinase activity; ATP binding
Source: RefSeq, a predicted model, not a curated record